UAUUUUAUGCCUACCUAUAUACUUUGUCAUUUUUCCAGAUGACUAAUGGAUUUAUUGACCAAUUGUACAGUUGGGGAGAAUACAACUCCAGACCUUUGUACCAUAUUUCAUUCAGUAACAUAACUGCAGAACUACAUAUAGAAAUAAUUGCUGGCCAUCUCCUCUCAAAUAAAACUUUGUUUAGAAUCAAUUACAAAGGUUAUUGUAAUCUCAAGUUACUGAGAUAUAUCCAAUUACUGGAGGGCAUACCUGUAUAAGUAAAUAUUUGCUAACCAUGUUCCUGCCAGAGCCUCACCCAUUGAAAAUUGUUAGGAGGCCACGGGGAUUUAAUUCCAGGUUGCAUUUUUUUUUGCGCCUUUCCUUUUACGAAUAUGUUUUGUUAUCUUUAGCUAGUUAGGUGAAAUAUGUUAAUAUAUUUGAGGUUUUUUUUCUAGUUUUCUAUUGCUGUUGUUGCUCCCCUUGCACUGAUUGGAGAAUUGAAAGUUUCAAAAGGAUAGAACGUACUGUACCUCAGGCCAAAUCCAGUGACCUAAUUCAGUAGAAAAAUGGAGUCUUCCAGUAAAGUCCACCAACACCCAGUGAUUACAACAGGUUUGUCUGUGGAUGCGGAAUUGGCUGUGGACCCACUGGUGACAUGCAAGCUCUGCCUUUGUGAAUACCCUCUUGAUGGAAUGACCACUCUGGAGCAAUGCAACUGUUUUUUCUGCACCAUGUGCUUAAUGCGCUAUGUGGAACUGAUGAUCAGAGAAGGUUGUGGAUCUCCUAUCACAUGCCCAGAGCUUGGAUGUCCUAAAAAUGGGGUCUUGCAGGAUACAGAGAUUGCAUGUUUGGUUCCAGCUGAUGUGCUUCAGCUGUACCAGCAACUGAAAUUUGAACAAGAAGUCCAUCUGGAUCCUUUUAGGACAUGGUGCCCCAGGGUCCAAUGUCAGGCUGUAUGCCAGGUAGCUGAUUCUCACCAGGCUGUGUCAGUCCAAUGUCCCACCUGCCAGGCGGAGUUUUGCUCCAUUUGCAAGGCCAGUUGGCAUCCAGGGCGGGCAUGUCAAGAGAGCCAGCCCUUAAUGCCCUCAAAAGCAAAUGAUGCAAGUGAUUCCACCAGCUUUGACCCCGAUGCUCCCAUUAAACAAUGUCCAGUGUGUCAUAUCUUCAUAGAACGAAAUGAAGGUUGUGCUCAAAUGAUGUGUAAAAACUGCAAACACACCUUUUGCUGGUAUUGUCUUCACAAUCUGGAUAAUGAUAUUUUCUUGAGACAUUAUGACAAAGGCCCAUGUCGCAAUAAACUUGGCCACUCUAGGGCCUCAGUUAUUUGGAACAGAACCCAGGUUGUCGGGAUCCUCUUUGGAUUAGGCCUUAUUGUGCUAGUCACAUCUCCACUUCUCCUCCUGGCCUCUCCCUGCAUCAUUUGCUGUGCCUGUAAGUCCUGUAGGAGUAAGAGGAAACACCAUGGCCCAUCAUCUACAUAAGCUGAGGAAACCAGUGCACCAGUGUUCUCUGGGUGCCAAGCCUUCCUCACUCCACCUGGACCAUCUUCUUCUUGAAGUGCCUACUGGAUCAGUGCUGUGAAAAUAUAUAUAGUAUAGACUGUGGGGGAAGGGAAGUUGGUGGUAGCUUUGAUUUGGGAGAUGUCAUUGUAGUGACUGAAAGAAACAGGUCACACUAAAGUGCAGUUGGUGAAUAUAGCAUUGCUCAGGUGUCUCAGCAGCAAGAUGCUGCACCCUAAUUUUCUCGAUGAGGAUGACUGUGUGCUUUCAGUUAAAUAUUCUGCCCACCUUUAACAUUUCUCCCUUUGCCUGCUCUCCCAUAACAGACCCAUUGUGUUUUAGCAGGUUUCUUAUUUAUAUGUUUUAUCCAGCUUGGGACAGGAUAAGAUUCUCAAUUAUACCAUUUUCCAUCACUUGGACAAGGCAGUGUUUGACAUCCAUAAAAAUCCUUCACCUACUACCAUAUAUGAAGAAAAUCAUUGAAAUUCACUUGAAUGGGGCAAUAUAAGACUCAAACUCAAAGCCAUCUAAACCCUUUCAAUGAGAAACUGCAUUGCUUUACCCACCGGAUUGUUAUUCUGAUAUUUAGACUAUGGUGGUUGUGUUAUUUCAUUUCCCUUUUCACACUAAAGUACUUGUUUAUGUCAAGUUGUAGCUUAUGUGCAGAAGCACCAAAUGUGCAUUUGGUACCAAAUCUUAUGAAACUUAUCUUCCAUCAUCAAGGCUACAAACAGCGAAUCGCAAGAAACUGAUCAUGACGUUCUCUUUCCUUUUAGAGCUUUGAGGUUUGUUGUGAAUGGAAGGAGGAGGAGAAUGUCGAACAUGACUUUGAAUGUGAAGUGAAUUCUUAAUAUAUAAGCACAUUUACAAAUACCAUUGGCAUUAAGUUUAGACAACUGUCUACCAUGGAUUGGGAAAGUCAGCUUUAGAGAAAGUGGGUUAAUUUUGGGUGUUGAAGUAAUAGCCAGACAAUUCCCAUCAAAGGGCUGAUUUUUUUCCAGUCUGUUGGAAGCAGGUCAAGACUCAGAAUCAGGAUUGAAGUUACAAAACAAUGCAUCAAGCUGGUUCCCCAGUGCAGCUGUACCUUGCCAGAGACAGGGCCAACAUAACAGAGGUUAUGGAUCCAGCACCAAUAGGCAAUGAUUAGAUCAAUGAAUGGCCCAAUAGGGGAGAUUCUGAUUGUGAUAUUGUUGUCUUUCCAAUGGUGGAUGGGCUCCUCAAGUGAGGCCAGAGCUUGACUGGCAACUAGAGUGGCAGAGCAGUGUGCCAUGGAUGUUGUCCACUCUUAUUACCUCAGCAUGGACCCACUGGGAUAUCUCAUGGCAUCCAUAGAGAAAUUUCCUUUCUAUAAUUGUGGCCUGAUAGCUGUGGCCAUGUGUGAUUUUUAAAAUUAUUUAAAAUUAUACAGAGCCCCUCCAUAUUGAGAUGCCCUGUAGUCUCUAAUGACCUCAGUCCAUUUCUCCUGGUGGAACUGCUAGCCCUAAUAUUUGUCCUCACAUUUCCAUUGUCUACCCACCAUCCUUAGUUGGACAGGGCAUCGUGAUUCCCGUUGGAAGAUCGCAGCCAGCGUCUUGAACCGCUAUCUCCAGGUUCAUGAACAGAUUUGAAAGUGACAUCAGCAUUGUGAUCCAACCAUAAAAAAAUCAGUCCCAAGUGUUUGGAUACCUGACCCAAUGUCUCAUUUGGUUCAGUGUCAAAGUUUUGCCUGAUUAUGUUCCUAUUAAGUGCUAUUGACAUUUUUUUUGCUGUUAAAAAGUACUAUAUAAUUAAAAAUUGUUGUUAUUGCAUCUAAUUAGAAGAGCUCCACUUUCUUAGUCUCAUAUUAUAACUAAUGCUCUCAUCACUGAUUAUCCUAAUUAAUCCCUUCUGCAACUUGUAUGGCCUGAUAGCUUUCUAAAAGAUGAUGCCCAACCUGCAUACAGAAGCUGAACUGGCUUUUAACCCGUCAUUUAUUUAUUUGGAUUUUCAGCAUAUUUUGUCUCCAUAUAAGAAGGUAUAUGCUUCCACCUGUACUAUUGCUGCAGAUGUAAGGGUAUUUCUUAGUCUCUUUUAUACUGUUUGUAACAACAGAUUCAUGAGAAUGAGAGAGACAAUGAGGAGAAACAAAUGAAAGUAAGUUUUGAAUAUUGUCAGUUAAAAAAUAUUCCAUUUCCAAUGCGACUCCAGCAACAAUACUGACCCAUUCUGUAAUCUAUAGAUUGAACAGAGAUACUCAGAGACUAGGAAGUAAAUAUUCUAUCCACCUUUUGAUGACAGAAGUUGAAAGAUAAAGCAACGUGGUGAGCUUUGGCUACCCAUAAUUUGGUCAAUUUUCUUGAGAAGAAAUGAUACCAAUUUAAAAUUGGUUGUUUGGUUAGACUUGAAUCUGCUCAUGUUUUCCCUUUUACGGUGUAUAUCUUAUUGGUGACAUUUGUGCUAAAGUUUUCUUUUUAGAAAAUUUUGAGAUUAUCAUAGGAAAGAGGGAAUACAUGAUAAAAAAAUCUCAACAUCCAUUUUGUGAGGAUAACAAAUCCUUUUGAUGAACGUAGGAGUUAUUUUUGCAUUAUUAAAAGUUAUAAUGCCAUUUUUAUUUUACUAUUAGGUGUGUGUUUUAAAAAGAAACAGCAAAAAUUUGACUGAGAUUGGAAAAAUAUGACCAAAUGCACAUUUGGUAAAGGUAUAGAUUUUAAGGAAUUGUCUUCACAGUGCAAAGAUUUAUCUUGUGGGAGAGUAUAUUAGAAAGUUGGAUGAGGCAGUCGGUUGACUGUGUGCAGGAUUCAUAGAUUAUUAUCUCCAGUAGUCAAAGGUUGUCAGGAGCACAAAUCUGUAAACUUACAACUAUAACAUUUAGUUGUGAUAUUGCUAAUACUGUAAAAUAAUUGCAUCAAAGAGCCUAUUUUUUAACAUGAUAUUUUCCAGGAUAUUUUCCUUUUGGCAUUCCCUAAUAUUGACCUAAUGGAUAUGUAAUCAUCCCUUGUGAAUUUUCCUUCCCCAUUGAGUGUAUGGGAUAGUGUCUUUGAUUGCUAGUCUGAGAGAGUACAUAAAGCCUCAGAUUAUCAUUUCAAAUGAAACCUAUCACACUUAACCUAAAUUAUCUUCUCGCAUCUUAUCAGAUGACAUUGAACUUGCGACUCACUGAUUCAGACAAGGGUGGAAUCGUUGAACCACAAUGAUGCUAAAUCUUCCAACUACUCCUUGAUCCCUUGACUUGGUCAGUCCAAGGAAGAGGGUGAUUUUGGGCCUGAACCAUAUUUGUCAAGGAAGUGGUAGUUUAUGACGCUGAAAACCCCUUGAAAAGUAAAUGUAUUCCUCAAGAACGAAGAGGAAGUCUAAACAUUUACUGGAGACCAGGCCCAAGGUCUGCCAGAUUUUGUUUUGCUCCCAACAGGCAUGGAAUUGAUACUGUAAUCAGACUUUGCAUGUGCUCUUGCUACCAGACCAGUUUUUUCUGAUUGAGUGAUUGUUCUGUGAUGGGAGC
Messenger RNA from Chiloscyllium plagiosum (whitespotted bambooshark), 4935 nucleotides. Lineage: Eukaryota; Metazoa; Chordata; Chondrichthyes; Orectolobiformes; Hemiscylliidae. The record is from RefSeq and is a predicted model, not a curated record.